GACGUCGUCGACCAUAUGGCUUUCUCAGGGUGAAAUGAAUGCUCGUCCUGCCAGAGAAGGUUGAGAAACGGACCUUGCGGAGGUCAUUGCGUUGGAAUACUCCCAUGGAUGCCGCGUUCUCGUUCUUCGAAAACUAUAUUGGAGACACCUCCAUCCUCCGCACGUACGUACCCCGGAGUAUCUAUUCACAAGACUUGCGCGCCGUUAGCUCGUUGAACAAGUAUUCGUCCCCUCGAUCUAUGUGGAGAACUUUCUUGUCCCUGAAGGGAGCUUGCGAAACAUCAUCUUCAUUCACCUGGCAUCUUCGUGGCUAGCUAGCGUGCUUCGCGAGGAAAACUUAAGCCUAGGAUGCUUCCAACGCGUCAUAGUCGUACCCAAGAAGCUAUCGCCAUUGUAUAUGAUGUUCCCGCUGUACAUUAGCUCGUCCGCACUUAUCAGAAGGAAUUGAGUAGCGCCCACGGCUUUUCGGGACGUAUUGCCCAGACCAGACCGAUCUUCGUUCAUUCCAAUGCCGAUUAAAAUUACACAAUUUCAUAACAGCCUACUGGGGUGAAGCAUUAUGAACAUCGUGUAUCGCAUAGGCGAAACUCUGAUGUAUUCGGCAGAUCGAGCUCUCGGAACAAUCCAUCCGGUCCUCCGAAUCAAUGCCGCAUGCACUUGCUCCAGGCCUGUGGACGAGCCCUCAGGAAUACGUUAUGUUACUCAACUUGGAAUGUUAACCCAGCAUGAGCCGAAAUAUCUUGAGAAGCAAGUUUCAAUCACUUCUUUAACGAUUGUAUUGGCGGAGUGGGUUAUAAAUUCCUAUACGUUAUCUAAUGUAGUACCUGAGAAUGGUCCAGGUGCAUCGAUUUGGCUUGUAUUUUCGGCUAUUAGCACUGAAAGCAACCGCUAUGACGCACGAUCUGCUCACUACACCGAUUUGAAUGAGCCUCUAUCACUUCCCAUCUCCCGGAAAAGUGCCCAAUCGAUACCGCAACCAAACACAACUGAGGAAGCCUCCGAAGAUGCGGCCUUCAAGAUACUGGAUGCUGAAGAGUGGAGACGGUUGAUAAUUAUUCCGACCGUCGCAAUUGCAUGCUGCUAUAUUCCGAAUUUACACGAUGCCUUAGCAAGAUGCGGCGAUUUUGAGAAGACAUCGGGUGCAUUUUGCUCCUCGCGCGAUACUUGCUGCAAACUCAGAUACGACUUUGAUAAACGACAUAUCGGCGACCGCGCCGAGCAGAUUGGGCGGUUCUGGAUUGCGCCGCACCCUACACACGCGCGCACUUCGGACCGUAACAGCGAAGGCUGCGACAGAAAUGCGAGACCGCCAUCGGCAACCGAAGGUCCUAGGAAACAUUUUCAUCCAAACGGCUCGCGUGCAUGCUCUUCCGCACCAUCUCCGACUCCCGAGACGCACCAUCAGCACCGAAACGCUUCUCAUGUUCCGUUCUCUACCCCUGCUGUACUCUGCCGUUCUCUAUGCUGCGUAUAUCCACCGCACCAGCCCCGCCUAGCGCCCAGACUUAGACUUGAGACUCGGGGCACGUGUCGUUCUCAUGUCGAUCCCUUGCGGGGGUCCGAAGUUCCGGACGGCCGGGACAAUCCCCCGAAUCUCCGAGGCUGUGACUGUCGGAUCCGGAGGUUGAGCUUAUCCUUACGACAAUUGCCUGCUCGUUUACUUGUCUCGCCGCCGGCUGCCGCUUAUUCUCAACAUACGAAGUUAGCCGAGUUCGAAAGUUUCUCGUUCGCUGCGUGA
Fomitiporia mediterranea MF3/22 is the source of this 1738-nucleotide messenger RNA. RefSeq lists its product as uncharacterized. The record is from RefSeq and is a predicted model, not a curated record. The coding region runs from base 560 to 1738 and encodes 392 amino acids. Lineage: Eukaryota; Fungi; Basidiomycota; Agaricomycetes; Hymenochaetales; Hymenochaetaceae. The transcript has 7 exons.